AUGGCUUGCCUACCGUGGGAUUCAAAUCCAUACGGCGUUCCUUGGGAUUUCUUCCCAAGAGAGAAACAUCCUUCUGUCGCGAUGUUCUUGAAUUCCAUGACUUCCAUGGCGGGGUUUCAAGCCGGUCACAAUCACUGCCGAAACCCCGGGCUGUACAGGGAGCGACCAUGGUGCUUCGUCGCCGACGCUGACAGGAAGUGGGAGUACUGCGACAUCCCCCUCUGCCAAGACCUCAAUCCGCCAGAAUGCAAACGGACCGGCCGUGGAACAGAGUACGUUGGAAAGGUGAACGUUACGAUGAAUGGGAUUCAAUGUCUACCUUGGCUCAUGGGCAUGAUCGAGGAUAAUGAUAUCAUACUUUACGAUGAAGUGGAUGGAGGGCACGCGUUCUGUCGCAACUAUUUCUCCUUCCCAUUUGGUCCGGCAUGUUUUGCCACGCUUGGAGGGGAUCUGAGUCCGUGCGACGUUCCAUUCUGUCCCACCGUCGACGGCGGAAAAUGCGACAUUCGAGUUCGUGGGGAUUGUGUCCCCCCAAUAGAAUGCAAGACAGACGCGGUGGGGCGGUCAUACAUGGGCACGAAAAAUGUGACCAGAAUGGGAGACAAGUGCUCACCGUGGCUGUCUGGAUUGUCCCAAUUGCUGGCUGAAGUGGUUGCCGACUAUUUGGAAGAUAUUCAAGGUGGCAUUAAGCUUUCUGAUGUUUUGAACCGAAUCUUCACGUUGGACGGCUUGUACCCAACUCACAACUUCUGUCGGAACUGGAACAACGACGAGGGAGGUCCCUGGUGUUACAAAAGCGCUGCGAUGGAACGGGAUUAUUGCGACAUCCCGAUCUGUUCCUCAAACGACCCAUGA
This is a messenger RNA of Darwinula stevensoni, 855 nucleotides long. The record is from the annotation of a GenBank genome assembly. Lineage: Eukaryota; Metazoa; Arthropoda; Ostracoda; Podocopida; Darwinulidae.